Adineta ricciae is the source of this 666-nucleotide messenger RNA. NCBI's taxonomy places the organism in Eukaryota, Metazoa, Rotifera, Eurotatoria, Adinetida, Adinetidae. The record is from the annotation of a GenBank genome assembly.
AUGAUCAGUUACGCGGAUCACGAUAAAGAGCUAUACCAUCGAAUUGCCGAUGGCAUUGAAAAUAGUGAAAUAGUCUUACUUGGAAUGACCUACAGUUAUAAAAUUAGUCCAUGGUGUCAACGAGAGGGCAACUAUGCAUUUCAACGUCAAACGAAAAUCAUUCCGCUCAAACUACCUCCUGCCUAUUCACCAGAUGGCUGGCUUGGUCUACUUGUGUCUAAUUUGAAUUAUAUCAAUUUCUCCAAAUUUGACUUCAGUGCUGAAUACGUCUAUCCUCCACAAUCGAAUGGUCUCUACGCAACAAUUCCGAUUCAGAAUUGGUCACAGCAACAUGUCAUUGAUUUCAUGAACGAUAAAAAAUUAUACCCGUUAAUUUUACUUUGCAAAGGAAUGGAUGGAGCUGCUCUAUAUCAGUUAUACACGUUUUGUAACGACAAUCCAACUGUCUCCUUCGACUCUCUACAGAAGAAACUGGAGAAAAAAUUCAAUAACUAUGAUCUCUCUCCGAUUGAAUACACAAGUUUCAUAAGUGAAAUGAAAAAACUGACUAUACUUGUCGAAAAAUAUACUUUUUAUCGUUGUUUUAAAAGAGAAAGUUGCUCUGGCAGACUGAUGUUUCCACCGAUCUGCUUCUUUUCGUCAUCGCAACAUGUUUUUUCUAUCUGA